Messenger RNA from Bipolaris maydis ATCC 48331, 2674 nucleotides. Its product is annotated as mitochondrial distribution and morphology proteins-domain-containing protein. NCBI's taxonomy places the organism in Eukaryota, Fungi, Ascomycota, Dothideomycetes, Pleosporales, Pleosporaceae. The record is from RefSeq and is a predicted model, not a curated record. Gene Ontology annotation, biological process: mitochondrion inheritance. Gene Ontology annotation, cellular component: mitochondrial inner membrane.
GAAAUGACGUGAAGCCUUAUACAGUCACGACUACCUCACUUAGUGACAUACCAGCCAGGCCAUUUACUCUCUCCUCUCCCUCUGUCCGCACCCACCCACUCUGCAGACGUCGACCAUGUGCCCGCCGCGCUUAUCAUGAACAAGCAUGUGCGAACGCUCGGCUUGCUGUGGCGCCCCAUCGCUGGCCCGCUGUUGAGAGAGGGCGCUGCCUUUGCCUGCCCUCCCAUUCGACAUGCCUUUUCGACCGCAUCUACGACCCAACGCCCUCGCACAACGCCCGCGCCAUGGCUAGCCUGCUUUCCCGCUGUCAAUUCACCCUAUACCCCAAGCGCCCAGCAUAGCAUCACCAAGGUCGUCUUCGCAGCAUGGACCCGACAUGCCUCGUCAAAGGCCUCGCGCGCACUGAGAAGGAACACACGCAACGACCGACGCAGCAAGAGCUCACUCACUCCGUCCUCUUCCGACAAUAAGCGUCGUCCGUCUGGCCAGGCGCCGCAGGCAAAUCUUUCGCCUCAGCCGAAUGCGCCGCCAAAGCCCUCACAGCCAGAGCCAGAACCAAAGCAAGAAGCCGAUACUCCAGGCACCUCAAAGCCCCUCCUCGACCGCCUGCCCCAUCACCUUCCGCAUCUAUACCGCCCUACCAAGGCUGAGCUGCUCGCCGCUGCCUCGGGCUUCUGGUCGCGCAUCAAGAUUCACUUUAAAUGGCUCACCAUCCGGAGCACUCGUCCCUUCAAUGCCGAUGAGAUAUACGCCCUCUUCUCCUGGGUCAUUGCCGCCCAUGUACUAUGGGUUAUCCUGGGAACCACGACAUUUUUCAUGCUGACCAUCUUCCUCAUCAACACUGCUUUCUCUCAAGAGACGGUUGGCAAGUGGAUUGGCAAUUAUCUGACAAAGUCGUCGGGCAUUAAAGUCGUCUUCGAGACUGCGGUAGUCCCCAAGUGGGGAGACGGCGUAAUUUCCUUCCGCAAUGUCUUCGUCUCGCGUCGCCCCGGACAGGGCACAGGAAAGGUCAGCAAGGGUUCACACACGGAGAUAGCUGCUGCCGCCGCCGCUCGAGCUCAGCAUAGCAAGGACGCACAUGACGGGAUUCCGGCCAAGUCCGAACCAGAGGAAGACACAAACUACACCCAGUUCGACAUUUCCAUUGACACAGUCAACAUCACCUUGUCCUUCUCCAAGUGGUUCAAUGGCAAAGGCUUGUUGGAGGAUGUUGAGAUCAAGGGCAUCCGCGGUGUAGUGGAUCGAACUUCAGUACGCACUAUUGAAGGCGUCGACCCAAGGUCGUACAAGCACGAGCACCAACCUGGAGACUUUGAGCUUGACUCGUUCAAGAUGGAAGAUUUGCUGGUGACUGUAUACCAGCCAAAUGGCUUCCGCCCCUUCUCCGUCAGUAUCUUCUCUUGCGACCUUCCCAGGCUACGGAAACAAUGGCUCUUUUACGACUUUCUCUCUGCAAACAUGAUGUCUGGAUCAUUCGACAACUCCCUCUUCACCAUUCAUCCCCGACAAACCCACAACUACACAGGUGCGCAAUUGAGCAGCGGUCGCGCCUCCGAGGACGGCAGCUCCUGGAAGAAGCACAGCCGGAUACGCAUCGAUGGUCUCAACAUCGACCAUCUCAACCGCGGCUACGAAGGCCCGUUUUCCUGGAUUCAUGAAGGAAACGUCGACAUUGUUGCCGACGUCAUGUUCCCCAACGACCACGACGACAGUAUUGCCAAAGUCAUGUCUGACAUGUACGACCGCGUCGAAGCCACCGUCACCCAACAGCGCAAGCACCACUUUUCCGACCAUGCCGUCCAUGGCUUUGAUGAACACCAUCACGACGACAAGACCUCUGACUCUGAGCAAGGGGAGGAGUCGCGUUACAUGAUCAUGGACAUGCGCGUCCACCUCAACGACGUCCGUGCCGCCGUUCCAAUCUUCACCAGGGACAUUUCGUACGUCAACAAUGCUCUGGUGCGGCCUAUUGUCGCAUACAUCAACUCGAGCCGUAGCUUCAUUCCAGUCAACUGCAGAGUGGUCAAGAAGGUCAGCGAGUUUGAUGGCAGUUGGACAUUGUACGACAGCGGGUUGAUGGAGGAGGUAUCGAAAGAGAUGUACGAUGCCUUUGCCCGUGACGUCCUCGAGGAUAGGACCACACGCAAGCGGCGAAUAAAAAAGGUAGGCAUUUGGACUUUGCAACUCGCAGCUCAAGCCCUCUUUCUCGGCCUCGCCGGGAACAUUGCCUAGACAUGAUACCCUUGACGGAUGACAUGCACGAGAUGAAUGAAACAACAAAAUUAAAAGCACCUCUCUCUUCUUUUUGUAUUAUACCAUACACGUACACAGAUACACGUGGGCAGCGUACGGCGUUUUGGGCAAGGGCUCGCUACACAACAUGGGAUUGUUAUGCAUGGCGGCUAGUCAGUUGUUCUUUAGGUCUGAUAUAGACGCUUCCGCGGACAUGACUUGAUGGAAUUCAAACGCUUAUGGACUUGAAUGAUUAACGGUCUUUUUCUUUUCUUUUCUUUUGAAAAAAAUCAUCUAUUUCAUCAAUCGUAUCCUCAUAUAUCCCCAAAAUCUCUCUCUUCACUCAUCCACCCGUCCCACAAACACAGCCCCAACCUCGUUCCCUUGCUCCCCCCACACCCGCUCACAAGGAACCCACUGCACACCUCCCUUGGCCACCACA